Schistocerca gregaria is the source of this 4123-nucleotide messenger RNA. RefSeq lists its product as uncharacterized. The record is from RefSeq and is a predicted model, not a curated record. Gene Ontology annotation, molecular function: zinc ion binding. Bases 389 to 3316 code for a protein of 975 amino acids. Gene Ontology annotation, cellular component: nucleus. NCBI's taxonomy places the organism in Eukaryota, Metazoa, Arthropoda, Insecta, Orthoptera, Acrididae. The transcript is spliced from 14 exons.
AUAUUUAUUUUGCCUCGACUUCUUCAUGUUUUGGAUGCUCUGCCGGUUAUGCAAGUAGUUAUUAUGUGGGAAAGAAAUUAAAAAAGCUUUCAUACAGUAAUUAAAGUUGAAAUGUGUGAUUUUUUUGCAGAUGGAAGUGUUCUCCACGCGCGACAUUAACCAAGAAAUCUUAGGGCCUCUACGCCAAGGACGUUAAAAUAAAAGACAUCUUGCUCGACGAUCACGCAAUCCAAGAAGAUCUCUGUUCCCGCGUCAUUUGAAAUAUUCACUGUUGAGCAGCGAACGGUGGAAGGACGGAGAAGAGAGUGAUAUUGAAGCACACCUUUCGUAAUACCUCGGAAGAUUUUUCUUCGAAUUUAACUGAAAGCUUCUUUUUUCAUUGUAUAACAUGCCUUUCAAGUCGCUUACUGAUGCCGAAUAUGAAGACAUAUUUAAAGCAGCCAUUGGUGAUUGUCACGAAGUGGAAAGCAGUUUUGUUGGCGACAUUUGCAAAUCACUUGCAUACAAAGGAAUCAAUAAACGUAAAACUGUUGAGGAUGAAGUAGUGACGCCUAAAGAAAACGAAGCGUUAACACCUAGGGAGACAGCAAAACAUGAAAGUCACACAUUAGUCACCAGAACGGAAAAUGUUUCAGAAAAACCAAAGAAAGUCAAACUCUUUUCUCCUCCGGAGAUACUCGGUCAAAAGAAGAUUAUUCCAGUAUUCAAAAGUAAACCGAAAACGAAAAUUCAAGAUCAUCCAGAAAAUAAUGCUACAAAAAAAAGCCCAGAGAAGGGAAAAGAAAAGGAUAAUCCAGAACAAGGACACAAAAAUGCCAAAAGUGGAAAGAAAAUAAGGAGAGAUGACUCCCUCGAUUACUGCAAGACAACAAGUAAAAACAAAGAAAGCCCACAGAAAGCAAAAGAAAAGCUUAACCUGGAACGAAAACACCAAAAUGCCAAAAGUGGAAAGAAAAUAAGAAGAGAUGACUUGCUUGAUCACUGCAAGGAAACAAGUAAAAACGAAGACAUGGAUGAAACAUGCUUUGCAACAUCUACUGAAAAGGCAUCUCCCACCAAAUUAGAUAAAGAAUCUUCUGAAACAACUGUCACUGUCCUCAAAGUUAAUAAAAAUAAAAUGCCUUCAAAGACAAGUGGUUCAUCCCCCAUAAAAUUAGGCAAAAAAACUUCUGAAAUGAAUUCCACUGUUCACAAAGGCAGGAAAAAUGUUAAUAAAGACAGAAUGCAGUCUGGGACAAAUAGCUCAGCUACUAUGAAAAGUACUUCACAGACAAGGAAGACCUCAAAUAAACCAAAGUUGUCCAACAGUACUAAGGAAAUGGAACCCUCAAUUGAAGCAGACGAAUUAUCACCUAAAUGCCAGAGCUCUAACAAAACUACGACACCAGCACCAUCAGGAGAAGUUCUUUCAAAAGAAAGACCAUGUAAACUAACUCUGUCCUCAAACUCAAAGGUUGACUCUGAAAGCAGCCAGCUGGUUUCUUCACAGCAGGAAACACCUUUAAGUCAGCCUCCAGCACAGUACAGUCUCAAACAGCGGCUUAAAUGGCUACAGGUUCGCCGUGAAGUUGGUGUCUGGGUACAGUGCUGCAAUGAAAGCUGUUCCAAGUGGCGCUACUUGGACUCCACAAGAGAUCCACAACAGGUUCCGAAAAAGUGGUUUUGUAACAUGAAUCCAGACAAAUCUUUGGCGUCUUGCGCUGCUCCACAGAAAGGCCCAUCUAUAAUGCAAGAACUUGAUCUUAUUGAGAAUGAAUACACAGCUGGUUCAGUUGUGUGGGCACGCCUUGCAGGUUACCCGUGGUGGCCUGCUAUGAUUGAUGAUGAUCCAGAUGUUGAACAAUAUUAUUGGAUCACAACUUUGUCCGAUAUUCCAACCCAUUACAAUGUAGUGUUCUUUGAUGAGAAACCACCAACUCGGGCCUGGAUCACACCUAAAAAUUUGCGUCCCUUCAGUGGCCAUGAAAGUGGUAGACAGUAUAAAGUGACUGUUCAUCGUGGGAUUGAUUACAGUAAGAGAUUGGCAGUUGCUAAAGCUCAAGCAACUGAAGCACUUGAAAUGGAUUUCCAGCAUCGAUUGCAGAAAUUUAGUUUCCUUGCAAGGUUCAAAGGCCCCUUUGUGAUGAAUACAAAAUCUGCUUUGUCAAACACACAUGUGAGACAUAGUCAUGGAGAAUUUGAGGAUAAUGAUGAUAUGAUCCAGUUAUUAAAAGAAGUGAAGCAUAGAAGAAAGCAUUCUUUGACAACAAGCAUCACAUUGUCUCAAAAGAGACUCAAGAUUAGUGAAAAUACAAUUUGUAAAAACACAGGCAAGGACAGAAGUGAAGCUACUGCAAACCCUCUCCAGAAUAACACCAAAAGCAAAGAUAAUAAAGCGAAGGAAGCAGGAGAAGAAUGUAGUAUGAGCAAACACUUGAACAGUUGUAAUCAACCUUCUGAAACUAACACUUGUUCAAGACUCUGCAAUAAAAAAAUAACUGACAGAGAAGAUACAUCUAAUAAGAAAGCACAAGAUAAAAAUGAGGGGCAAAAUAAUGAAGAAUUGCCAUGUAGGAAAGAGAUUCAUAAUGAAGAGGAACAAGACCAAUGUCAGUCUACUGAUGAUGAUGAUGAGACAGUAAUGUCAGAGGAUAUGUUUGCAGAAGAUGAUUCCACCCAACUUGAAUCUGUCCAUGAAAUAACAGAUAGUAAGUCUUCCUCAUUAAAACAAGAUGAACAUCCACAGGAAACACCAGUCAUCAAACCAGAGGAUAAUCAGGACCCAGCUUCAUCCGGCAAGAUACUUAUAAACUUAGUAGCAAUGGCUUGCACCAUUGAUGAACAGGAGUCUAAACCAUCAGUUAAUAUACAAAAGAAAGGUGAACCUGAACAAGUCACAGGGGAUUCUACUCAAAUUCCCAGCAGUGUGCAGGCAGUUGUUGGCACUGAUGGUGGAGAAGAUACAGCUUCAUCCUGCAAGGCAGAAACUAAAUGUCACAAUGAGCAGUCUUCAUCAUUGCCGUCUACUUCUGAUUCAUACAGACGGUCUGGAUGUAAAGUGGAAUAUUCUAAUGUUGUAAGGAAAGGUAGUCCUUCUCAGAGUUUAAAUAACAGUACACGUGCAUCAUCUUCCACUGACGAAAUUCAGGAGCAGCUAUCAUCACAUGUUAGUAACAACACUGACGCUUGUUCAGUAUUGAAUGUUGGUGAAGGUUCUGAUCUUGUUGAAGCCAUUCCAGAAGUGCCAUUAGCGGAAUAUCUUGAUGAUGCUGUUGUUCCACAAGGUUUUAGCCCACCGUCACGAGAAAGCUCUCCAGACUUUGAAGUGGAAGAGUGAUUGAAGUGGGAAACUGAAUGAAGAUUUUGACAUUGUAUGUUUGUAAUAUUGAUUCAUAUUGUUUUAGCUGUUGUUAUCAUAUAAAUUCAUAUAACGAAGGUGUGGCUCUCUUUUGAAUGAGGAGCAAUUUUGUGUCUAGCUACGUCAAUGUUUUGAGUAAUUGCUAUAUUGUUAGUUCUCUAUUUAGUAUUUUCUAGCACUUUUCUGUAUUUCAGUACCUUUUAAGUGCAACUAUUUAUUUUCGAAGCUUUUAACAUCACUAGUGUUAUUUCCAUGUCUGUGGCAUUUUUGGCAUCAUGAAUAAAGUGGAAUGUGACUGAAGGAGAGACUGGAGGUCAGAUAACUUAUGCACUACAAUAUACAAUAUAAUUACAAACAAAUUAAUUUGUGAUGUCUGUUUAUUUUAUUAAUUAGAUAGGUUAUUAUUUGAUUUAGAAACUUAAUUGUCUUCUCUGCAUCUUUCUUGUGUAUAAGAAGUCAGUAGUAAUAAUAACAAUAACAUGUAAUAGUGUAGUGGUUUGGUGGUUAUGUAAUGUAAGGGAGGUAUUGAAAAAUCAUAAUAUUUAAUAGUAGCAGAUUGAUUUUAUGUGAUGUAAUUGCAUUGUAAAACACCCCAAUGCCUUGUAAAUUCUUUAAUUUGUGUCUGUAGAUAUAGGUGUGUGUGCAAAAUUUCUGUGUUAUUUUCGGCUUGAAACCACUAUCCAUUUGUUAUAGCACUGUAUAUAUGAGAUUUGUUUGUGAAGUAGUCAGUGACAUAUUUUUUUGUCAUACGAGGUUUCUGUAAUAAAUAUGGCCUUUGACUGGAAU